This is a messenger RNA of Thecamonas trahens ATCC 50062, 5109 nucleotides long. Its product is annotated as fibronectin type III domain-containing protein. The record is from RefSeq and is a predicted model, not a curated record. The transcript is spliced from 3 exons. NCBI's taxonomy places the organism in Eukaryota, Apusomonadida, Apusomonadidae. The coding region runs from base 1 to 5109 and encodes 1702 amino acids.
AUGGACCUGGCGUCGGCGUUGAGUGGGCCUGGUGCCUACGACGGCACGAUUGCGUGGUACAAGAACACGGACGGGGCGAGGAGAUUUGGGUCGCAGCGAGUGGUGAGCACUGCAGCGUACCGUGCGCGGUCUGUGAUUGCGGCUGACAUAGAUGGAGAUGGCGAUCUGGACUUGGCAUCGGCGUCGUCGGGGCGAAACGACAAGAUUGCGUGGUAUGAGAACACUGACGGGGCCGGAACCUUUGGGCCACAGCAGGUGGUGAGCACAACAGCGCUCGGUGCGUCGUGCGUGAUCGCGGCUGACAUGGAUGGAGAUGGCGAUCUGGACCUGGCGUCGGCGUCGGCGGGCGACAACAAGAUUGCGUGGUACGAGAACACCGACGGGGCCGGGAGCUUCGAGCCACAGCAAGUGGUGAGCACUGCAGCGCGCGGUGCGGCGUCUGUGAUUGCGGCUGACAUGGAUGGAGAUGGAGACCUCGACCUGGCGUCUGCGUCACGCAUCGACAACAAGAUUGCCUGGUACGAGAACACCGAUGGGGCCGGGAGCUUUGGGCCGCAGCAAGUGGUGAGCACUGCAGCGCGCGGUGCGUCGUCUGUGAUUGCGGCUGACAUGGAUGGAGAUGGCGAUCUGGACCUGGCAUCGGUGUCGUGGGGCGACGACAAGAUUGCGUUGUACGAGAACACUGAUGCAGCUGGGAGUUUUGGGCCACAGCAAGUGGUGAGCACGGCAGCGGACGGUGCGCGAUUUGUGAUUGCGGCUGACAUGGAUGGAGAUGGCGAUCUUGACCUGGUCUCGGCGUCCUCGUCUAAGAUUUUCUGGUAUGGAAGCGUUACCGCCCCUCGCGUAUUUGCUGCUCCACAGAUAGUAGACCCUCGGCGCUGGUCAUCUGUCACUCCUGCCGACAUCGACGGAGAUGGCCGUCUUGAUUUGGUCGCCGCGUCUGCCGCCAACGGCACCAUUGUUUGGUACGACAACACCGACGAGCCGGCCUCCUUUGCUCUUGCCCAGGUGGUGAGCUCGGCCGCGUUUGGCGUUCAGGUCGUCAUUGUUGCCGACAUCGAUGCUGAUGGAGAUCUUGACAUUGUGGCCGCCUCAACGUCGGAGAGCACCAUCGCUUGGUACCCAAACUCAAACGGUCUCGGCACGUUUGGCUCCGCGCAAGUGGUCACUACUGCCGCCCUUGGCGUCCGCUGCAUCAUUGCCGCCGACAUCAAUGGCGAUGGCCGCAUCGACUUGGCAUACUGCUCACCCGCCGACAACGUCAUCGCGUGGCUCCCUAACACGAACGAUGUCGUCAUGUUUGGCUCUGUGCAAGUGAUUACCGACUCCGCUCCCGAUGUCUGCUCCAUCGCCGCCGCCGACAUUAACGCCGACGGGCGUAUCGACCUGGCAUUUGCCUCGCCUUUGGACGGCACUGUUGCCUGGCACGCCAACAACGACAGCCUCGGUACUUUUCGCCCCAAGCAAGUGAUCAGCAGUACCUUGGUAGGAGCUUCCUUGGUGGUCGCCGCCGACAUCGACGCCGACAGUCGCGUCGACCUAGUGGCGGCUUCAUCUUCGAGCAAUGUCAUCGUCUGGUACCGCAAUCGCGACGGUCUUGGAGGGUUUGGAUCACAGCGUUUGAUAAGCAGAUUCGCCAAUGGUGUCGUGUCCGUUAUUGUUGUGGACGUUGAUGGCGACAGCGAUCUCGAUGUGGUUGCCGCGUUGUCUUCUGAUAAUUCUGCCAGUUGGUUCGAGAACGCUGGCCGUGGAUCGUUUGCGAGGCCCCGGGUGGUGGCCGCAGGCGUUGAAGACGUCGCUUUAGUCACAGCCGGCGACCUCGAUGCUGAUGGCGACCUUGAUGUUGUGGUGACGUCGAGUAGUCUUACAUGGUGCUCGCAGCUUUCGCGUGAUGCCCUUCGCCGCUACCCAGAGCAGCGUGCCGAACUCGGGGGAUCCUCUCUAUACGCUUGUCGCUCGAGUUCGAUGACCACCGACUGCAUUGCUGCAUCUGUUCGGGCCGUUCCGCCGUGUUCGAUCGUCACUCUCAACCUUCCGGCAGGUACCUACAUCUGCUCCUCAGGCACAGUCGAGCUGAGAACUGGAGUGCGCCUUGUCUCAUCAGGCGAUGUUGUCUUUGACUGUAGCGCUGCAGACAAUCGGCUUUUCUCCGUUGGUACGCCGUCCGGUUUCCUCGAGCUAUCCAACGCAACCAUUGAUUUCAGCGGCAAGUCGGCAUUGGUAGCUUUUGGUGGGGGCCUGAUGGUUGAGUCUGGCGGGCACGUCCACCUGUCGAACGUCACGCUCUCCAACUGUGCCUCCUCCACGCACGGCGGUGCUAUCGGAGUCCGUGGUCUUGGAUCGUUGUUGACAAUGACUGGGGCUCGUCUCCUGGGCUCGCAGGCCUCGAGUCGGGGUGGUGCGCUGGCAGUGUUUGGCCAUGCUUUUGCAGAAAUCGAGGCCACGACGUUUAUCGACAACAAGGCUCGCGCUGGCGGCGGGCUCUUCGUCGAUUCCACCGCCGACGUGACCUGCACGAGCUGUGUUUUUACAGGUAACUCGGCUGUUGAGUCAGGUGGUGCUGCUCUUAUCCGACCUGAAGCAACAGUCGUCCUCGACGCGAACGUGAUGGUCAACAACUCGGCCCAUGUCGGUGGCGCUGUUGCCGUCCUCGGCGAAGAUUACGACCGCGACCCCCUCGUCUCGUCCACUGCACAUCUCCGCACCAGUACACUCGAUCCGCGCACCCUCGCUCCGACUGCUACGUUUACCAAUGCGAUCCUGCGAAGCAACCGCGCGUACCGUGGCGGUGCCAUCUAUGCCUGCGAUGCUGUCCUUUCCAUCACCGGUGCCAGCACCUUCUGGUCUGACAACACCGCCUCUGUCUCGGACGGCAUUGAUGCAACAGCGGCUGAUGUAUUCCUCUGCCUCCCAGAUAGCAGUCUCGGGUUUCCGUUUGAUCGGACAAACGUGUCCGGCAUCCCGUGGCUUUCGUUGGACCCGUCUGUACUUACACAGCUCACAAUCGCCGCCAUCUCGACAGCUCCCGCAGAGCUGGAGCUGGUUUCGAGUCCCCCGACAACAGUUCCUGUUGGUGAGCAGCUGCGUGGCGGCAGCGCCGCUCUCCGCGAUGCUUUUGGCAGUCGAGUCACCUAUCUCGAUGUAGAUCUCCGCCUCGAAAUUGACCCAACACCCAACCUCGUGGUCACUACCUCUAUGGACAUACCCUUUUCGGACACCGUAACUGAGUUCAACAGCUCGCCGCUGACCAUCGUUAACGGAGCCAGCAAGCUCCCAGUUGCGCCUUGGACAAUCAGCAUUCCAGCGCCUUUGGCAGCAUACCAGAUCAGCCGUAUUUCGGGUAAGGCAACUCUUGUACCUGCCGACUGCGGCCCAGGAACGUACAGGACCUCCGGUGAUAUUUGCAUCCCCUGCCCGUCCGCUCAGUACUCGACCACCACCAACGCCGCCAACUGCACCCACUGCCCAACCCGCACGACCUCGCCCAAGGGCACCGCCGAUCCGGGAGCCUGCACCUGUGUCCCGGAGUCCUACGCCCUGACCCAUCCGGUCUCGCCCGCCACUGGCUGCACGCUGUGCCCGACGGGCGCGGUCUGCACGGGCACAACCUCGCUCCCACGGUCCGCUCCUGGCUUUUACUCGUCGUCGUCGCCGAUCGAGUUCAUCGCCUGCACCAGGUCGCCCACCGUCGCCGCGCGUCGGUGUCUGGGCGACGACGCCUGUGCACCUGGCCGCGACGGGCGGCUAUGCUCGCACUGCGCGGCGCGACACUACUCAUCGUCCGACGGUGAGUGCAGGGUCUGUCCUGCGGUGACCGGCCCGGGCCCGGUUGUGGUCACCGCCCUCAUCUCGGUCGGCUUUGCACUGCUGCUCUUCCUCAUCGCGUUGGUGGUACUCGAGAUCGGCUUGCUCUUGGCCCUUGUCCUUGUCGGUCUCUGCGAGACGUUCGAAGUCGUGGUCCUCGGCCUUGGUCUCUCGGCCAUGAUCGCCUACCUUGUGGUCGACCGCAUUCGCACUGCCCGCGCCUCCACUGCCGCCAGUCAACGCAAGCGCGCACUCAUGCCCGCAAUUGAUCUUGAUGACGUCUCUGUCGGCGCAACCUACACCCUCUACCGCUCAUCGUCGUCGUCGACAGACGAAGGGGAAGACGACGGCGUGGGCUUGGGUAUGGGGACAGCUGCGGGGAUGUCCGCACCCAAGGCCGGGACCGGAUCCGAGGUGCACCUGCUUGAGGCUGCCAUCAAGACUCUGGUCGUCCAUCUGCAGACUCUGGCUGCGCUCGUGGGCGUGUACGACCAGGUGGCGUGGUCCAAGUCGAUGGAGGUGGUGGGCGCGCUAGUGUCGCGAACGACACUGCAGGUGACCGGGCUCGAGUGCAACGGCAUCGACUUUGCCGGCGAGUAUUAUCUCUUUCUAGCGCUGCUACCUAUACUCCUGGUGGCAUUGGGUGCUGCCACCGUCAUUGUCCGGGUCCUGCUUGCGUCGGCCGGGAGCAACAGUGAGGGCGUGGUCAUGGCAGGCGUGGCUCGGUCUAGGCGCAACGUCUCGCACCCGCGCGCAUCGUACCUCGCCUCGGCGCCGUGGAUGGCGUGCUGGCGCGGGCGCCAUCUAGAGCUUGUGGUUGUCGCCGGCGUUGUGCUUGCCGCGAUUGCGUGCACAGUAGCGUUUGUCGCAACUCGGAUGUGGUAUGCCAUCAACGGCGCGGGGACCACGUCUGCUUACGCUUUUCUCUACACAGGCUUUACUGCUCAGGCGUGGUGGUUCGAGGGCGUGGUGCUCGGUCGUCGGUUCGGAGUGGCUGUCUUUGUCUCGAUCCUGCCGCGCGGCUCGGUGUUUGUGGGACCGAUGCUCCAGUGUGUGCUGUUGGCGUACCUGCUGGCCUUGGUCCUUAUUCGGCCGUAUCGGGCGGGGCUGGCGCUUCAACUGGAAAUCGGGGCGGCGGUGAUGGCACUUGUGUCGCUCAUGCUCGUGUCGAGCAUGGCUGAGACGGGCGAGACAUCGUCACUGGCGCUGAUGACGCUCAUGUUUAUUGUCGGCAACGGAUGCGUGGUAGUUGUCGGGGUCACCACGCUCCUCGUGCCGGCCAUCAAAGCGCUUCGCGCCCUGUAA